AUGCCUGGGAGAAGGAGCUCCCCUCCCCGCUGGGGAGGCCACCUGGGGUGCCUUCCUUCGGCCCCAGCCUGCCGGAUCUGGGAGUCCCAGUCCUGCCCAGUCUGGGAACCGACCCGGCGAUCGCCACUGCUAUGCCGUGACAUGGCCUUGCAGAACGCCCUGUACACUGGAGACCUGGCGAGGCUGCAGGAGCUGUUUCCCCCACACAGCACAGCCGACCUGCUGCUGGAGUCCCGGGCCGCCGAGCCUCGCUGGAGCAGCCACCAGAGGGGACUCUGGUCUCUGACAUACGAAGAGGAGCUGACCACACCCCUGCACGUGGCUGCCAGCCGGGGCCACACGGAAGUCCUGCGGCUGCUGCUGAGGCGGCGGGCACGGCCUGACAGUGCCCCUGGGGGCCGCACCGCCCUGCACGAAGCCUGUGCUGCAGGCCACGCCGCCUGCGUCCACGUGCUGCUGGUGGCAGGAGCGGACCCCAACAUCCCCGACCAGGAUGGAAAGCUCCCCCUGCACCUCUGCCAGGGGGCCGGCACCCUUGAGUGUGCCGAACUGCUCCUGAGGUUUGGGGCCAAAGUGGACGGUCGGUCUGAGGAGGAGGAAGAGACCCCUUUGCAUGUGGCCGCCCGGCUGGGCCACGUGGAGCUGGCAGACCUGCUUCUGAGACGGGGGGCGUGCCCUAACGCCCGUAAUGCCGAAGGCUGGACCCCGCUGCUGGCUGCCUGCGACGUCCGCUGCGCGUCCCCCGCCAACGCGGAGGCCACCACCGCCCGCUGCCUCCAGCUGUGCCAUCUGCUGCUCUCAGCUGGAGCCGAGGCUGAUGCUGCGGACCAGGACAAGCAACGGCCUCUGCACCUGGCCUGUCGCCGUGGCCACGCCGCCGUCGUGGAGCUGCUGCUUUCCUGCGGCGUCAGCGCCAACGCCAUGGACUAUGGGGGACACACGGCCCUGCACUGUGCUCUGCAGGGCCCAGCUGCAGCCCUGGCCCAGAGCCCAGAGCACACGGUGCGAGCUCUGCUCAACCACGGUGCCGUCCGCGUCUGGCCGGGGGCCCUCCCCAAGGUGCUGGAGCGCUGGUGCGAGUCUCCGAGGACCAUCGAGGUCCUGAUGAACACCUACAGUACCAUGCAGCUUCCCGAGGAGGCCAUGGGCCUGGUGCCUCUCGAAACACUGCAGAAGCACCACCGUUUCUAUUCCUCCCUUUUCGCCUUGGCAAGACAGCCCAGAUCCCUGCAGCAUCUCAGCCGCUGUGCGCUCCGUGCUCACCUGGCAGCCCACCUGCCCCACGCCCUGCCCCGCCUUCCCCUGCCAUCCCGCCUGCUCCGCUACCUGCAGCUGGAUUUUGAGGACGUGCUCUACUAG
This is a messenger RNA of Neogale vison (American mink), 1359 nucleotides long. It is a transcript of the gene ASB10, whose product is annotated as ankyrin repeat and SOCS box containing 10. Gene Ontology annotation, biological process: intracellular signal transduction. The coding region runs from base 1 to 1359 and encodes 452 amino acids. NCBI's taxonomy places the organism in Eukaryota, Metazoa, Chordata, Mammalia, Carnivora, Mustelidae. The transcript has 5 exons. Gene Ontology annotation, molecular function: protein binding. The record is from RefSeq and is a predicted model, not a curated record.